This is a messenger RNA of Microthlaspi erraticum, 636 nucleotides long. The record is from the annotation of a GenBank genome assembly. NCBI's taxonomy places the organism in Eukaryota, Viridiplantae, Streptophyta, Magnoliopsida, Brassicales, Brassicaceae.
AUGGGAAGUGCGAAUUCUGUAAACAUCCCCAAAAGCGCAGAUGAGGAACCAUCGACCAAUCAGGGAGAGUCGCCAUCGGCUACUCCGCUAGCCGUCGACGAAUCCAAAACCCUAAUUGAAGAACCUGUGAGCAAAGAGGUGGAGCCGUCGGCGGGAGUCGAGGGCGAGUCAAAAACCCUAAUUGAAGAUUCGAAAGAAACAGAGGAAGAGGAAGAGGAAGAGAGCGGAGAGUGCGGGUUCUGCACAUACAUAAAGGGAGGUGAGUGCAAGGAAGCGUGGAUAGCUUUGGACAAGUGUUCGGACGAAGCAGCCGAAGAAGAAGAAGGGAGCGACGCGUCGAAGUGCAGAGAGGUGAGAAUGAAGUUCAGGACUUGUUUGUAUGAGAAUCCUGACUACUACGAGCCCCUUAUCGCUGGCGAGGCUGAAAUGAUUGCCAAGUUGUUAAGCGAGUUGCAUGUGGAAAAGGAAGCUCUUCUGGCAGGUGACGCUGAAGUCAUUGCUAAGGCCAUGAACAAGCUGCGAGAUGCGGAGCAGCCGGUUUCUGCUGCUGAGGCUGCAGCUAUUGCCAAGGCGUAUCGCGAGUUGGAAGAGAAGAAGAAGGAGGAGAAAGCAGAGGGAUCCAAUGGAAAAGAGUGA